This is a messenger RNA of Archocentrus centrarchus (flier cichlid), 2463 nucleotides long. It is a transcript of the gene stk16, whose product is annotated as serine/threonine kinase 16. NCBI's taxonomy places the organism in Eukaryota, Metazoa, Chordata, Actinopteri, Cichliformes, Cichlidae. Gene Ontology annotation, cellular component: cytoplasm; Golgi apparatus. The transcript has 7 exons. Gene Ontology annotation, biological process: protein phosphorylation. The record is from RefSeq and is a predicted model, not a curated record. Gene Ontology annotation, molecular function: protein serine/threonine kinase activity; ATP binding. Bases 1 to 918 code for a protein of 305 amino acids.
AUGGGACAGACGCUGUGCAUAUGCUCCCGUGCCUCCAUCACCAUUGAUAACAAAAAAUAUUACUUUGUCCAGAAACUAGACGAAGGUGGGUUCAGUUAUGUUGAUCUGGUUGAGGGGGUAAAGGAUGGGCACUUCUAUGCCCUGAAGAGGAUUCUGUGUCAUGACCGUGAGGGCCGCCAGGAGGCUCAGACAGAGGUGGAGAUGCACCAGAUGUUUAAUCACCCCAACAUCUUGAACCUGGUUGCGCAUGCUUUUGUUGAUCAUGGAGGGAAGAUAGAAGCCUGGUUACUUCUGCCUUAUAUAAGGAAAGGCAGUCUGUGGUCUGUUCUAGAGAAGCUAAGAGACAAGGAGAGCUCAAUGCCUGAAAAACAGAUUUUGCAGAUCUUUCGUGGUAUCUGCUCUGGACUCAAGGCCAUUCAUGACAAAGGCUAUGCACACAGAGACUUAAAGCCCACAAAUGUGCUUCUGGAUGAGGACGACAGGCCGGUUCUGAUGGACCUUGGCUCAAUGAACCGUGCCAGGAUUGAGGUAAGAGGAUCCAGAGAAGCCAUGACCAUACAGGACUGGGCUGCCCAGCGGUGCACCAUUUCCUACAGGGCUCCUGAACUCUUCAAUGUUGAGAGCCACUGCAUUAUAGACGAGCGCACUGAUAUCUGGUCACUUGGCUGUGUGCUUUACUGCAUGAUGAUGUUGGAGGGGCCGUAUGAUCUGGUGUUUCAGAAGGGAGACAGUGUUGCUCUGGCUGUGCAGAAUCCGGUGUCCAUCCCUUCAUCUUGCAGGUACUCAGAGGGUCUGCAGAUGCUGCUGAGCUCCAUAAUGGUGUCAAACCACCAGGAGAGACCGAACAUCAACUGGGUUCUUGACCAGGUACAGGACCUGCAGAGUCGCAGCCCAAACACCCAAAGCAACAUGGUCUGAUCCUGCACGGUGCACUAAAUGUAUGGUCAUGUAGACCUUUGAACACACAAGGAACAUCUUUUAGUUCCAGGUUGAAAUUCUUUCAUUUAUUUAUUGACUUUAAUGUACCAGUUUUCACUCAUCUUGAGGAGCUUGGCAAGAGUUUAGUUUGAAUGAUCCUAUCCAGUUCUAACUAAACAUUCGUAUCAUCCUCCAAAAUCUCUGAAGAAAUGCCUUAAGUUUAAAUACACCAAGAAGUUUGACAAUUGUGGCACUGGUUACUUGUGUGAUAAUGAAGUGGCUCUGUUUUGUAAUCCUGAAGUUAAAAGUUCUUCCAAGGGUAGAAUAAAGAGUUGGAUACCACUCUUGCCAAUUCAGUUUGAGGCUGCAGCCAGCAGCAUGAAAUUUUAGUUUAUUUAUAGGAGUAUGAAGAGGACAGAAGGCUAGCUUUGCUGCUCUGUGUAAAGGUUCAAAAACUGGUCUACAGUCACUUGAAAUUCAGUUAUGAUCAAAAGCUGCCUAGCUACUGGCUGUGGCUUUAUAAAAUAAGCAUAUUUCUAUCAUGGUUUUAUGAAAUUCAACUGUUUUGGUCGAUUCUAGUUUGUUCGGUUUUUUUUUUUGUUUGUUUGUUUUUUAUGAGAAUGGUGAGAACUUAAUAGGUUUGACGGACUUUCCAGUAAAUGAAAGCUACCUUAGAUGACAUUCCCUAGAGAAAUAUGGUCCACUUCCUGUUGUGAAUAUGUAACACCUUUUUGGUUACACGUUUACUGUAAUCGUUGGCUUUCUCCACACUGGAGCUGGAGAAAAGAGACAAGGUGUUCCUCACCUGCAUUUCUCCACAUAUUCGAUUGCGUACACAAAACAGAAAGAAUAAAAUGAUUGGAGAAGGCAUCUAAUGUUACACCGGUGAAUUCAAAUUUUAAUCACAUUCAGGAAUUACUUAGAAAUGUUUGUAACCCAGAAAUGUAUAAAUCAGUCAUGAUUUUCUGUGACAUUAUAGGUUGAUGUUUUGUUUUUUGUUUUUAACUUCACUUUUCACCAUAUUGUGUUUUUAACAGUUAAACAUUUUCCAUUCCAGUUAAGUUUGUGUUUAAUUUUCACUCAUGUGAAUAGUGUUUCUCACUUUAGUUCUCUCAGGGUACGCAAACAUCUCAGAGGGUCUGAUGGACUUUCUUAGUAGAUCUUAAUGGUACCUUUUAAAUGGUUACUAGGCAGAGUAAUGUUUUGGGCAUUUAAAAUUUAAUGCGUUUGUGACUGUAAUGCAGUAAUAAAGUAAAACUAAGAAUUGUCCUAGAUAGUUCAGUUAAUUGUUGGUAUGUACUGGAAUGGGAUUUGACACAGCAUUUAACUGUAUUAUCUCCUUCUAAGGUUGUAAUAUGUAAACUGACUAUGAACUUCUGUGUGGCUUUUAAUGGCAAAGUAAAACUGGUUUGAUGCCUACAGUGAGAAAUUUUUCCUGUAUUUCAAAUGCACUGGUGAAGAUCACAGAUAAUAGGAGUGUGUUAUUUGAUCAUGUACAAUUCUUUUGCAAUUAUGUUUAUUUUAUCUUGUUCACUGUAUAGUAAA